This is a messenger RNA of Lycium ferocissimum, 2874 nucleotides long. RefSeq names its product SNF2 domain-containing protein CLASSY 4-like. Gene Ontology annotation, molecular function: ATP-dependent chromatin remodeler activity; ATP binding. NCBI's taxonomy places the organism in Eukaryota, Viridiplantae, Streptophyta, Magnoliopsida, Solanales, Solanaceae. Gene Ontology annotation, biological process: gene silencing by siRNA-directed DNA methylation. The transcript is spliced from 4 exons. The record is from RefSeq and is a predicted model, not a curated record. The coding region runs from base 1 to 2874 and encodes 957 amino acids.
AUGUUGAAUGCAGCAGCAGAUGAGGUUGUUUCAUCUACCUCAAGCAUGUGUAGGACAGCGGGGUCUAGUGAGGGGUCGUGGGAAUCAGAGGAGCUGAUUGAUGUCACUAGGCAGCGGAUAUCAGAGGAGGAAUCGCAAGAAUUUAGUGAUACAACUGAAUCUUCUGAGUCGGAAUCUGAAGCUUCAAGAGAUGAUGAUAAUGAUGACCCAGAAGACAAGGAUUUCUGGGUGAAGGAAUCAUCAAGUUCUAGCCAAUCUGAUGAUAUAAGAGAUGAUUUAGAUGAUGUUGUGAGCUGUCCUGCAGAGCAACAAAACAAUGAAGAAAGAAAGAAGGAGUCAAAUGUUGGGGUAGUACCUCAGCUUGCUGUUGAGGGUGAAAAGUACAACAAAGGCCGAACAUAUUCUCUUCGUUCACGCUCACUUUCUAAGCCCAGAAAGAAGAAGCUAAACCGUGGGGAUUGUAGUAGCCCGAUUCUUCUUAGUGAUGAGGAGGAGCCUAAAUCCGUGUCUGAAGAGGACUGCAAGGCUGAUCACUCGGUGCAAAAUGCUGUUCAAAAGGAUGCUGUUAAAAAGCAUAGAAGGACUCGGAAUAGGAUUCUUAAAGAUUCUGAAUUUCUGAAGUUUGUUGUUGAUUCUAUAAUAACUGAUGAUGAUCAUAUUAAACUUACUUCUUCAGAAGAGAAGGAACAGGUUCCUGUCAAAAAAACGCUUCCCUUAAAGUUCCGGUUUGAAGAUGAGGAACCUCAACCACCGGAGAAAGAAGAAUGGGAAAAGGAAAUUGAACACCUUUUUGCUGCAAUGGACAUGUGUAUCUCGCAAUCACAUAUUGGUUUUACAAAUUCAUCUGUUUUACCGAUGCAGAGUGAAGAAACGGCUGGCUGUCAGAUGGGGAACCACCAUCUUGUUCUAGAUGAAGAAAUUGGACUCAUCUGUAAAAUUUGUUCACAUGUGCAUUUGGAGAGCAAGUACAUCUUCCCUACUUUUGCUCAGAGAAACCGAGGGAGGCAUGAAAGGAAGUAUUUCGGAGAGUCACCAUCGCUCUUGGAUGUUGACGGCUUCAGGUUUUAUGACUCUUCCACUGUCCACGAUCCUGCUAUUUAUGGGGAAGGUACGGUGUGGGAUUUAGUUCCCCUGAGUGCCAAAGCGACAAUGUAUCCUCAUCAACGUGGAGGCUUUGAAUUCAUGUGGAAAAACAUUGCUGGAGAUAUAACUCUAGAGAAGCUGAGAGAGCCUCCGUCGGGUAGUAGGGGAGGAUGCAUAAUCUCACAUCCACCUGGCACCGGAAAAACCCAUCUGACCAUAGUAUUCCUUCAGGCAUAUUUGAAGCAGUUUCCAAAGUCUCGGCCUGUAAUCAUAGUUCCGUCCAAUUUGCUUCCUAACUGGGAAGCAGAGUUCCAGAAAUGGGAGGCGGACAUUCCCUUCCACAACUUGAACAGCAAGGAUUUCUCUUUCAAGGAAGAUGACUCUACUGUUCGUAUCUUCCGCUGUUUAUCCCGUACCGGAAGAAAAAACUCACACCAUAUACGUAUGGUGAAGCUGAGAUCCUGGGCUAAAAGUACGAGUGUUUUGGGAAUCAGCUGUGACUUGUUCAAGAUCCUCACGAGAGAAUAUGGAGACUUUCCUUAUGCCAAAGAGAUCAGAGAAAUACUUCUAAAGUUACCUGGUCUUCUGGUACUUGAAGAAGGGCACACUGCUCGGAAUGAGCAAAGCCUGGUGUGGAAAGCUUUGAACAAAGUUGAAACGGAGAAGCGUAUAAUUCUGUCUGGAACUCCCUUCCAGAAUAACAUCAAAGAGUUGUACAACACCUUCUGCGUUGUUAGUCCAAAGUUUGCUGCAGAGUUUGAGCAGAAAUGGACAUCUCUAAGCAGUUGCAUUGACAAGAAUGUCCGAGCACUGGAAGAGCUUAGGGAUAUGAUUGCACCACUAGUCCAUAAAUGUAGUGAAAACGUAAAGAAGGACAGCCUUCCAGGUAUAAGGGACACUGUGAUACACUUGAAGCCCACAGAUCUGCAGAAGGAGUUGCUUAAGAGAAUUCCAGAGCAUCCAGGCUCCUUUUACGAACAAAAUCUGAUGUCUCUGAUAUCUGUUCAUCCAUCAUUAGUGGCGAAGAAGAAUGAGUUCUGUGACUUAGAAAGUCAGCUAAAAGAAAAAGAAUGUCGCCUGGAUCCAAAUAUUGGAGUAAAAAUGAAAUUUGUUGUUGAACUAAUCAGGCUCUGUGGUGGCUUGAAGGAGAGGGUUAUAAUAUUUAGCCAGCUACUUGAUCCUCUAAACCUGAUAAAGGAGCAACUCCAUUCUCUCUUUGGCUGGACAUUAGGCCGAGAGAUUCUCUAUAUGGAUGGGAAACUGGAUGUAAAGCAGCGGCAGAUAUCGAUAAACUCUCUUAAUGACCCCAAGGGUGAUGUGAAAGUCCUUCUUGCAUCAAUAAAAGCCUGCUCAGAAGGAAUUAGUCUUAUAGGGGCCUCAAGAGUGGUUUUGCUUGAUGUUCUCUGGAAUCCCUCAGUAGAACAGCAAGCCAUCAGUCGAGCCUACAGGAAUGGUCAGACUAAAUUUGUGCAUGUUUACUGUCCGGUGACAUCAAAAUGGGAGGUUGACAAGAUUGAACAGCAGACAAGAAAAAAGUAUCAUUCGGAUAUACUCUUGUCUAGGAAUGAAGUGAACACUGGCAAGAUGAAUGCUGUGUCAGAGGAUACCAUACUAGAUGCCAUGGUUCAGCAUGAGAGCCUCCGUCAUAUGUUUGAAAAAUUAUCUCGUGCAUCCCGUGUGAUCCUUUAUCUCUUUCUUAUCAGAUCAUUUGGAGCUUUUUAUGGGCCUAAAAUGAAGCCGUCAUCCUUCUGUGAGGUGCUUCCUGACAGGCACUUUGAUCCGUUUUGGUAA